AUGCCAGAUAUGGACAUCUUUAGCUGCCUCCUCACCGGGGCGUUGCUAUUCGCAGCGUUCCCCCUGAGUUGCGCUAUCUAUAGCGCUUUUCUCGAGACAUUGGCCUCGCCUCUGUCGCUUCUCCAGGCGUUUGCUUGGUUCCUUAACAAGUUCCUUGCAUCCGUUGAUCUCGUCUUUCUCCUCUCGGUUUUCUCUGGCCUGGUUCUUACGUUGAAGGGCUCCAAGUUGAUUAUUAUUGGCUUGGAGCAUCGCAACACUCGCAAGGCCUGUCGGAAAAUCGGUCGCUACGCCGAAAUGGUCUGGUCUGUCGCCUCCAAGGGAGUUUCUGCUUGGAAGGUGUUUUCGCAAUGGGUUCUCCGGUCCUCUCAAGCCGUUCGUCUUCGCCAACGACGCACCGGAAAGGUAUACAUUGCCUUGAACGAGUUCUAUUAUCUCGUUCCUCGAUAUGUUCCUCCGCCCACCCCAUCACCUCCCAUCGCCAUCGACAACCAGACUGUUGACCAGUCCGAGACGACCGUGGAACAUCAAGAUGUUCCUCAGUACCUGCUCUGCCAGCGCGAGGGCUGGCAAGGCCCUGAGAAUCUUGAUGUUGGUCAUCUCGUGAACCGUAGCACCAGAGAAGACACAGCCCGCCCCAUCGCCAGCUCUGUUAUCCAGGAACAAGCUGUGCACCCCCAAGUCGCCGAGUCGACCAACGCCGCCUCUGCUUUCGACGUCGUCCACGCCGGUUCUGCCCCUCCUCGUCUGCCCAUUUCAGAUCGGGUCAAGCAUCUGGAACUGCUGAAGGAGAAGACCGCGCGCGAAAGUGGACUGACUGUCGAGCAACUCGAGGAGAUUCUGCUGGAAGGAAGAUCCCCGAGGACCGUUGAAGAGGCCGCGCCAAAUACGACGGCGCCUGACCAGUCACAACUGCCCGAGACCGACAAGCCGCAGGAGCAGUCCUUGUGGAGCGGUCCGUACAAGGAAGGGAGACUCGAUGCCGACGCGAAGGUCAAGAACUCCGGCUGGUACUCAAAGCAUCGGCCUUUCAAGCAGCGUUGGACCUUCAUCUCCAAGCCCGAGCCGCUUGUUGUUCCGCCUUCGUCUUCGUUUCCUCCCCGCCCUGUGCCGACUCCCAAGCCUAAGAAGCUGCCGCUGUCGAAGCCCGUUGUGGCAAAAACACACAUUUCUGAACCGGUUGUCACCACGGAACCAACUGUCGCUCCGGAGCCGAUCCUCGCGGUGAAGCUCACCCCCCCAGAGAUUGUCAUCACACCUCCCUCCCCGGUCUUGGUUCCCGAGAUCCCGGCAGAGGCUCAGGUCGUGGUCGAUAAUGGCAUUUCCAGCAUGCCCGACAAGCUCGCUCCCGAGCCUAUCCUAACGGAGAAGCCUAUUCGGGAGAUUGUCACGGCCCCUUCUGUUCCGUCGUCCUCUGUGGUACCCCAACUGCAGCUGGGCGAGCGGGACACCGUGUCCGAGCAGGAGAUCGAGGUUCUCAGACUUCGUUUUGAGGACUGGCGAAUUUCCCCUUCUGUUGAUGCAUCCGCAUCUGUGGACGAACAGAAGACUGUUGGAAAUGGCGUUCAGUCGCCUCUCCAGGUUCCCGUUCUUACAACCCUCGCAUCACCCGCUGAUGACCCCCUUCCUUCUGUCGUUCAUUCGGUGUCAGCUCGUCCUUCAGACGAUGAUGUGGAAAUGGAAGAGGAUUCGUCUGUCUUGUCUCUUGCAGGACCUGAGUUCAACGGAGUUGCCCUGUCUUCCGACGGGGAUCUGUCCAUGACGGACAUUAACGAAGUUGCAACUACGGUUCACGCUGGUCUGUCCGAUGAUCAGCAUAUGCAAGAUGGCGAUGACAGUCACCAAGUUUGGAUGCACGAAGAGUCGCCCGUAGUCUCGUCGGACAUGGAGUUGUUUCCCCCACAGCAAUCUCCUGAGACUGUCGUUUUUGGCGGACAAGUUGUUCCUCUUGUCUCGUUCGGCUUUCAGCAGCCAAGCUGGCAAUUUUCCUCGGUGUUUAAUGGUCAGCCAACCAAUUUCAACUUCGACUUUACCUCUACGAUGCCCUCCCUGGUCCAGCCUCAGAAUGUUGAGCACGACAUGACUGAUGCUCCCCAGCCCGACAUGGUCUUGACGCCUUUUGAACGUCCCAUGGUCGAAAUGACAUCGCCUGUCGAUUCCUUCCAGGCUGAUACCACUAUGGAGGGUCACUUCGAUUAUCCGGCUCCCCUUGCGUUUUCCCCCGGCCAACAGCAGCAACCCUGGAACUUUGUUCAGCAGCCGACCCCAGCCACUUCCGAUCGCGUCCCGGUUUCCGACACGAUUGACUUCGACAUGGAGGAGUCGGUGUAUCCAGAUCUCGACACGCUCAAAAAUGUGGUUUCGCCAAUGGCUCCCCAGCCUAGUCCGGUUUCCGUCACCACAGAGUCCGACAUGGGGUUGGGUACUCUAGCUCACCAGGCUGUUGACAACGUGGUUCAUGUUUCUCCUGUGGCCCCCGAGCAGAAGCCGGUGGUUUCCGACAUUACCGAGUUCAGCAACGACUUGGUCGAUCCACGACUCUUUGGGCCCAUCGACAUGCCGACUCAAGGUAUCGCGCCGGCGGUUGAGCAGCCAACUGAACAGGUUGUCCCUCAACAGCAACUUGAACAGGCGGUUUCUCAGCCAGGCCCGGCUACCGACGAGUUCCCAGGCGUUGAGGCUUGCAAUCUUGAGGAGUUUGCCAAGCUCCAGGCGCUCCUCGAACAAGAUGCGGAAGAGGCCACGCAGCAGUCAGAGUAUCCCGAUCUUCCCGAGCCGGCCGAAGUCAAUCAGACGCCGGAGGUGGUAUCGCCAUCGUUCGCUCCUGACGUUGACGAUGGAGCAAGCAACGGCUCUCUCGUUUUAUCACCACCGGGCACGCCUACUUCUGUUAGGUCCGAUAGGUCGUGGGACCAUUCGCUGUUUGGGAGCCCUCCUCCGGUCUUCUCGGCCCCAACUCCCCCCAACCGUUCGCCUACUCCUCCUCGCCCUGCUGGGCUGGACUUCACCAAUGCGACGUUCCAGCCAAUCCUCCCUGUCGGUGCGCCGGUCUUCACCUCGGCCCCAACAUUCCAGCCAAUCCUUCCCCGCAGUGCGCCGGUCUUCACCUCGGCCCCGACAUUCCAGCCAGUCCUUCCCCGUGGUGCGCCGGUCUUCAACCCGAGGCCGUCCUCCCCUGACAUUGGAGAAGACUUUGUUGUGCACGUCCCUGACACCCCGGACGACCCGGAGUUCCGAAGGAAUGAAGCGGAAUGGACCGAGAGAGAGAUGGCGAGGAUGGACCAGGCCUUCCUGGAUGGUCAGAGGCUCACCCAGGCGGACGUUGCCUCGGCGAAUCUGCAGGUAGACGUACUUCGGCCAGUCGAGCAUGUGUACAUCUACGGCGCGGAUGAGGAAGACGAGGACUCCGACGGCUCGAUCGAGAGCUCUGACCGUGAGGUCGUGGUUCCGGUCAGCCAGCGCAGGUUUGCCGUGCCCAGGUCGCGGGCGAGUAGAGCGACGGCGCCGGCAACGGCCACUCCUUCGGUUCCCCCGGCAGCGCCCUUGAACGUGGCCUCGGUCGCGGACGAGGGUCCUGUCGGUGAGAUUACUCCUCCGGUUGUCAGCGACUUGCCUGGCGAGGAGCAAGAUGCCGAGAGGCCACUCACUGAGCUUGAACUGGAGCUGUUGGGCAUGGCCAGCGAGGACGAGGACGACGCUCCCCAGCAGAUUGCCGAUGGCUCGGAGGACCGAGAUCCGAGGCGGCAGGAGCAGGUGGAGUACACUCCGAGGGCUGAUGUCGAGGUCACUCGGACCAGAAAGCUCGCAGCACCAAGAAGGUGUCGCAACCUUCUUUCACAAAACAACACCGACAAUUAA
Messenger RNA from Neurospora tetraspora, 3855 nucleotides. RefSeq lists its product as uncharacterized. The record is from RefSeq and is a predicted model, not a curated record. NCBI's taxonomy places the organism in Eukaryota, Fungi, Ascomycota, Sordariomycetes, Sordariales, Sordariaceae. The transcript has 3 exons. Bases 1 to 3855 code for a protein of 1284 amino acids.